GUCUCUGCUUUAGCAAACCAUUUUUAAAACAACACCGUUCUAUACAAAGUUCAUAUGAGAAGUAAAUUACUCUUCAUAGACCCUCUCCCACUAGCUACUCUUCUUCUGCAUGAGGCUCUCCCACUGAUAGCACCAAGAGGUUCAGCGUUCUAAACUAAUAUAUGCCUACUUCCAUGCACCCUUUCAUUUUCCUCUUCAUCCUCAUCUUCACCCAUCUCACAGGUGGGACUCAGCUGAUAUUAGUGAACAACUGCAAAGAGAGUGUGUGGCCUGGAAUCCUUGGCAGUGCAGGGCACCCAACUCCGAAUGACGGUGGUUUCCAACUUUGCAGCGGCCAAGAGGUGGUCUUGGAAGUCCCUCAGGGAUGGUCAGGCAGGAUCUGGGGUAGACAAGGCUGUUGCUUUGACCCCAAAACCGGCAAAGGCUCAUGUCAAACAGGUGAUUGUGGAGGGCUUAUGAAGUGUGGGGGCAUGGGUGGUGUUCCACCAGCCACACUUGUGGAAAUGACACUUGGGACCUCUCAAUCUGCGUUGCAUUUCUAUGAUGUAAGUCUGGUUGAUGGGUUUAACCUUCCAGUGUCGAUGAAGCCUGUGGGAGGUGGGGUAGGGUGUGGGGUUGCAGCUUGUGAGGCCAACUUAAACGUUUGUUGUCCUUCAGCAUUGGUUGUGAAGCAGCAAGGGAAGGUGGUGGGGUGCAAGAGUGCUUGUUUGGCUGCAAAAUCAGAUAGCUAUUGUUGCACUGGUGAGUUUUCCACCCCCAAAAGUUGUAAGCCAAGUGCCUUUGCUCGUCUUUUUAAGACCCUUUGCCCUCAGGCUUAUAGCUACGCUUAUGAUGAUUCCUCAGGGCUUAAGCUUUGCAAAGCACCUCGCUAUGUUAUCACAUUCUGUCCACCAACUUAAUGUCGCCAGCACUAGAGUGUGAUGUGAUGAGACCUUUUUAUUGAUUUCUUCUUGUUAAUGUUGUUGUCCUCAUUCUCUUUUCUUCUUCUUCUUCUUCUGCUGAUUUUCCAAAGUGGAGUGGUAGUGAAUCAUUUGGAGCUGUCAUUAUGUAUUCUAUAAUUGUUAGUGAUCAUUAGAUGGUUAAUUCAGUCUCUUGUGUUUAUUGUGGAUUACUAAAUGAAGCUCAUU
Messenger RNA from Cajanus cajan (pigeon pea), 1127 nucleotides. RefSeq names its product thaumatin-like protein. NCBI's taxonomy places the organism in Eukaryota, Viridiplantae, Streptophyta, Magnoliopsida, Fabales, Fabaceae. The record is from RefSeq and is a predicted model, not a curated record.